UUACUACAACACCCGACAAAGCACAUACUAACACCAACUUUUCCCUUCAGACACAAACGCUUCCCUCUCUCGCUACAAGCCCUAAGUAAGCGAUCAACAAAUUCUCGAGAGGAAGAGAGAAAAAGCAUGCAGUGAAUUUCGUUUCUUUUUGGUUUUUAGAUUAGUGGGGUUUAUUUAAGUUUGUUGAUGUUUCCUGGGUGUUCGUUUGUCGUUUAAACAGUAAUGGAAGGAGGUGGCUCAGGUAACAAUUCAACACCUAUAAUUGAUAAAACAAGAGUUUUGGAUGUGAAACCGCUGCGUACUUUAGCACCAGUGUUUCCUUCAAGCUCUGAAGCACCUUCAUUUGCAUCUACAUCUCCUUUUGGGCCUCACUCUUCUGGAUUUGCACCAUUUUAUCCUUUUAGUGCACCACAGGCUACACAAGCAACACCUGACCUUAACCAACAUACACACGCCACUCCUGCAGCUCCCCUUCGCUCGAUUCGAGGUACAGAGUCUAGUGGGGAUGCUUUUAAUGGACAAGCUGGGUGCUUUGAUGGUAGCAAGGGCUCAGCUAAGCGGAAAACCAAGUCUUCUUUGCAGAAAAGAGCGAGGAAGAGCCAGGAUUUGGAUUUUACAUUGUCUGUUGAUGAGAAUAAUUUUGUUGUGGGAGUUAGUUUGUCUGAAAGGGAUGAUGGUAAUGGUGAAGUGGUUCAUAGUAUACGUAUGAGAUUUGAUGCACUUAGGAGAAGGCUUAGUCAAUUAGAAGAUGCUAAGGAAUCGCCUGUUGGGAUUAUUAGGCGGGCGGAUCUGAAAGCAGGGAAUAUUUUGAUGACCAAACAGGUGCGAACAAAUAUGAGGAAGAGAAUUGGAGCAGUUCCUGGAGUUGAGAUUGGGGAUAUUUUCUUUUUCCGAAUAGAAAUGUGCUUGCUGGGAUUGCAUGCUCCAUCCAUGGCUGGGAUUGACUACAUGUCUCUAAGGAAUGAUCCGGAGGAAGAACCACUGGCUGUAAGUAUUGUUUCGUCUGGUUAUUAUGAAGACGAUGCAGAGGAUAAGGAUGUUUUAAUAUAUAGUGGACAAGGGGGGGCUGCCAACAAGGAUAAAGGAGCAACUGAUCAGAAGCUUGAGAGGGGCAACCUUGCAUUAGAGAGGAGUUUGCGCCGGGGAAAUGAAGUGAGAGUCAUUCGGGGUAUGAAAGAUUCUGUUAAUCAAGCAUCAAAGGUCUAUGUAUAUGAUGGCCUGUAUAGGGUCCAGGAGUCUUGGGUGGAGAAGGCGAAAUCUGGUUGCAAUAUAUUCAAGUAUAAGUUGGUUAGAAUUCCUGGGCAGCCAGAUGCUUUUGGUGUUUGGAAAUCAAUUGAAAAGUGGAAGGAAGGGCUUUCCUCAAGGGCUGGACUAAUUCUUCCAGACCUCACUUCUGGGGCUGAAAGCACGGCUGUUUCACUUGUAAAUGAUGUUGAUGAGGAGAAGGGGCCUGCGUACUUCACAUAUGUCUCCACUGUCAAGUAUUCUAAAUCAUUUAAAUUAACACAACCUGCUUAUGGGUGCAACUGUCGAAAUGCAUGCCAACCAGGCAAUUUGAACUGCUCCUGCAUUAGAAAAAAUGAAGGUAACUUCCCGUACACUGCCAAUGGAGUUCUAGUCUGCCGGGCUCCAAUGAUACAUGAAUGUGGUCCCACAUGUCCAUGCUUUCCUAAUUGCAAAAAUCGGGCAUCUCAGACUGGCUUAAAAGCUCGUUUGGAAGUGUUCAAAACAAAGGACAGAGGUUGGGGCCUGCGGUCAUGGGAUUCUUUUCGUGCUGGUACUUUUAUCUGUGAAUAUGCUGGUGAAGUGAUAGAAAAAGUUAUCCAGCCUGGAGAAGAAGGUGAUGGUGGUGAUUAUGUGUUUGAUACCUCCUGUGUGUAUGAAUCUUUCAGAUGGAAUUAUGAAUCUGGGUUAGUAGAGGAGGACAGUUCUAUUGAAGCUAUUGAGGAACCCAAUGUCCCAUCUCCCUUGGUCAUAAGCUCAAAGAAUGUUGGAAAUGUAGCUCGAUUCAUGAAUCACGGUUGUUAUCCAAAUGUUUUCUGGCAGCCAAUUAUGUACGAACACAACAGUGAAUCUUUUAUCCAUAUUGGCUUUUUUGCAACGAGGCACAUCCCCCCAAUGACAGAGUUGACUUACGAUUAUGGGAAAUCUUGUGUGGGUGAGGCUGAAGCUGAUGGUGGCAGCACACCACGUGGAAGGAGGAAAUGUUUAUGUGGAGCACCAAGAUGCCGGGGCUACUUUGCUUGAAGGUUAAUGUGCGCAUGCUUGUGGACUUAUGGAGGCUGCAAGCGGGGUCAGGGCUGAAAAGCUCUAAGUGGAGCAUGCCAGCUUGGAAAGUCAAUGAAGUGGUUUUGUGCAUCCCAGGGGUUGCUAAAACUAUGCCGUUUGGAGAAAUUUUUUGCGCAGCAUCAUGGUUAAAUGGGCGUCCACCCUCUCUCUCUCUCUCUCCCCGUUUUGUUUUAAUUAUCAUACGGAGCUAGGUAUAGGACAGGCUGCUAAGGUCCCUUUUUAACAGUCCAAGGACCUCUAAUUUUGUGCAGGACCAUCGGUGAAGCUUCCGUAGCAGUGUGUUUAUACUUGCGGAUUAACUGUAAUAUUCUGGACUUUACCAAUGCUGUACGAACGCCAGACUGUCGGUUGACAGAAGAUCCAAUGUUUCUGUAGCUGUGAAUAAUCUAAACCUUAACCUAGUAAAGUUUUCUUCUCUUCUU
Populus euphratica (Euphrates poplar) is the source of this 2711-nucleotide messenger RNA. Its product is annotated as histone-lysine N-methyltransferase, H3 lysine-9 specific SUVH3-like. Gene Ontology annotation, cellular component: nucleus. The record is from RefSeq and is a predicted model, not a curated record. NCBI's taxonomy places the organism in Eukaryota, Viridiplantae, Streptophyta, Magnoliopsida, Malpighiales, Salicaceae. Gene Ontology annotation, molecular function: histone methyltransferase activity; zinc ion binding; double-stranded DNA binding. Bases 223 to 2247 code for a protein of 674 amino acids. The transcript has 4 exons.